Messenger RNA from Dovyalis caffra, 981 nucleotides. Lineage: Eukaryota; Viridiplantae; Streptophyta; Magnoliopsida; Malpighiales; Salicaceae. The record is from the annotation of a GenBank genome assembly.
AUGCAUGUGAAACAAACUAAAGACGACAUGUCUCAGCAACAAUUUCCUAACCGCUGGUGUAAUCAAAGGCACAAAAAGUUUGUUACUUGGUACUUGACAAAUAUGCACGGGUUUACUCUCCGUCCAACACCACACAGCCACCUCUUCUGUCUCCGUUGCCUGUCUCCAAGAUCUCUUCUUUACCUACAAAAUAAAGCAAAACUAUCAAUACCCAGUUGCAGAUACAGCUAUGGAAGUGAUUUUAGCCUACUUUUAUUUGCCCCACAAGUAUUCGCUCCAACCUUCAAGAAUUUUAAGAACAGGAGAAGAUACUGUCAUACCCUUUUGAGAGCAAGUCGUAGAGAAUCUCCUUAUCAAGUUUUAGGCGUGUCUCCUUCUGCUACUCCUGAUGAAAUCAAAAGAGCUUAUAGGAAACUUGCUUUAAAGUAUCAUCCUGAUGUUAAUAAAGAGUCAAAUGCUCAGGAGAAAUUUAUGAGGAUUAAGCAUGCAUACAACACGUUGCUGAAUUCUGAAUCUCGGAGAAAGUAUGAUGCUGGAAACUCAUCUGGUUUUUCAUACUCUAGUGGCCAGAAAACACAAAGCUGGAAUACCCAAGAUGAAGAAGAUUUUUAUGGAUUUGGUAAUUUUUUGAGGGAUGUUCAGAUAACAAUAGGGGACUUCUUUAGGGAUCUGCAAGAAGAGUUCCAGAAUUGGGAAGCCAGCGCUCCAUCUGAAGGGAAGCCAAAGAGCCUGUGGGAAGAAUUGGCGGAAAUAGGGGAAGAAUUUGUGGAGUUCCUAGAGAAAGAGCUCAACAUAACAGAUACAGAAUUCGAAGGAAAUAAAAAUGACGGAUUUCAAAGAGAUGAUUUUUUUUCCAGUUCUAGCACAAAGAGAACAGGAAAUGGUGCUCGAAAUGAAGAUGGCAAGAGUAGCAGCAUCCAAGAUAACAUUGAUGAGAUUGAAGCUACUCUUGCUAAGUUGAAAAGGGAAUUGGGCUUAUAG